AUGUCUUUGGCUGAUGGGACGAAAACACGCAGAGAGGAGCAUUUCCCCAGCCUGGUGGUAGAAAGCGGCGGGAAUUCUGCAAAGGGCAGGAGCAAGAGCAGCCUGGAUGCAGGCACUCACCGGCCAGGGAGCAGCAAGUCCUCCAAUGGGAGCGUGGAUUUCAGCAGGUCUCGUUGCGCCUGCAGAAGCUUAACUUCCUAUGACUAUUCGGAAGACUUUCUCUCGGAUGGCUCGGAAACAUUCUCUCACCUAAAACACUCAGAGCAAUCUGUGGUGAAGGAAAAGAAGAAAAAGUGUAGUACUUCUAAAAUCCCCCACCUUACAGGCCAGAAGGAAAUCCCCGUUGAAAAAAAGCACAAUUGGAAUGCAUCAUUCUUUAACUCUCAAGUCAAUAUGAUUGCCCAGAGAAGAGAUGCUAUGACCCAUCGGAUACUCUCAGCAAGACUUCAUAAGAUUAAAGAGCUGAAAAAUGAAUUAGCUGACAUCCAUCGUAAAUUGGAAGUCCUUGUCACAGAAAACCAGCUUUUGAAACAACUUCAGGUUAGGCACUUGAAAGCUAUAGGAAAACAUGUGAACUCACAAAAUAAUCUGCCUCAGAUUACCGUUAAACACCAGAAUGAAGUGAAAAAUUUAAGACAGCUUCUCAGGAAAUCGCAGGAGAAGGAAAGAACUGUAUCCAGGAAGCUCAGAGAAACUGACAGUGAGUUACUGAAGACCAAAGAUGCCUUGCAGGCCCUGCAGAAACUUUCUGAAGACAAAAAUCUUGCAGAAAGGGGUGAGCUGACUCACAAGUUGUCUGCUCUUACAGCAAAAAUGGAGGCAAAUGACAAAAAAAUACAGAGCUUGGAGAAACAGCUGAGGCUGAACAGGCGGGCCUUUGGUCGGCAGCUGGCCACUGAAAACCGGAAGACGGCGGCCGCACAGGCAUCCACGAAGAUGCUUCAGGAGGAAGUGAGGCACCUGCAGCAGAAGCUUAAGGAGAAGAAUCGUGAGCUUGAAAUUAAAAACAUCUACACUAAUCGAAUAUUUAAAAAUUUACAUGAAGAAGAUGAUUACCCAAAAGUUUCUUCAACAAAAUCAGUGCAAGCAGACAGAAAAAGUUUGCCAUUGAUAAGUAUGAGACACCAGGAAACUCAAAAGUCUUGGACAACUAAGAUUAAAAAGACAACAGGAAACCUUGGUAACAAAGAAAAAUCAGCUGAAAUACACUGUGAGAUUGCUCACUAUACCAGUAAACUACCAAAGCAAGAGGAGCCUAAGAGAAAAUAUGAAGACUUACCCAGGGGAGAGGAGCACUCCGAAGCCCAGGCACCUCUGCAGAACACUAGACGGCAAAAGGAGAGAAAAGACAGUCAGGAAAGGAACCUCCUAGAGGCCGGGGAGCUGUCUCCGAGAAGGGCCGAGGUCACGGCUCCCGAGCCGCAGAGCUUCCCGGACGCCGAGCCCGGGAUGGGACGCAGAGGCCCGGCGGGCGGCGAGGACGACUCCCCUGACAGCAGGCCCGCGGCUGCGGCUCCGGCCCCGGCUCCGGCUCCGGUCCCGGUCCCGGUCCCGGCCCCGGCCCCGGCCCCGGCCCCGACCCGGGGCGCGCCGCGGCCCCCGCGGAAGCACUACCUGUUCUCGGACACCGUGGAGAACCUGCACCAGGGGCUGCCCACGUCCUGCGCGCAGGGCCGGCACCGCGGGGCCGCGGCGACCGGCUACGAGCCCUCCUUCGCCAGGGAGUCCAGGGCCAAGGCCAAGGACGCGGCGUUCCGGGACAAGAAGAACAGCCUGAUGGAGGAGCUCUUCGGUUCGGGCUACGUCCUGAGGGCCGACGAGGCCGAGGACCCCGCCGAGCAGGCUGAGGCCGAGGAUGCGCCCCGGCCCAAGGCGCAGCUCCCGCCCAGCCAGGCCUCGGCCAGCAACGCCUUCGGGGACUCCAAAGUCACCGUGGUCAACUCCAUCCAGCCCUCUUCACCCACAGAAGGAAAAAGAAAAAUAAUUAUUUAA
Molecule: messenger RNA, 1992 nt
Organism: Jaculus jaculus (lesser Egyptian jerboa)
Lineage: Eukaryota; Metazoa; Chordata; Mammalia; Rodentia; Dipodidae
Gene: Lca5l
Product: lebercilin LCA5 like
Exons: 7
Coding region: 1-1992 (663 amino acids)
Biological process (GO): intraciliary transport
Cellular component (GO): axoneme
Source: RefSeq, a predicted model, not a curated record